AUGAUGAAUAUUGACGAUAAGCUGGAAAAACUGAAUUUAGCCAACCGUGAUGAGCAUGUCAACACUCAGAUCCUAGAGAGGUAUGCCAAUAGCAUCAAAACAGAUGAGUUAUCAUUAACUAGGGGUAAAACCAGCAAAGAUAAGGCGAAUAGGGCCACUGUAGAGAAUGUUUUAGACCCACGUACGAUGAGGUUUUUGAAAUCCAUGAUGAACAGGGGAAUAUUAUCAGCAUUUAAUGGUUGUUUGAGUACAGGUAAAGAAGCAAACGUGUACCAUGCGUUUGCUGGUAAUCAUGAGGAGAGACAUCUGCUGGUAGAGGGACAUGAUGAUACAAUAGGAGCCCCACAAAAUAUUGAAUCAACAAAACAAAAAGCUCUAACUGCCGAAUCUGAGGAUGCCACAUCCACUUCAACUGCCACUGAUGAACCAAAAAAUAAGAAGGAAUACGCGGUGAAGAUUUACAAGACAUCUAUCUUGGUUUUUAAGGAUCGUGAAAGAUACGUUGAUGGUGAAUUUAGAUUCAGAAAUUCGAGAUCUCAACAUAAUCCUCGUAAGAUGAUCAAAAUUUGGGCUGAAAAGGAAUUUAGAAACUUGAAGAGAAUAUACCAAAGCGGUGUCAUACCUUGUCCAAAACCAAUAGAAGUUAGAUCAAACGUUUUAGUCAUGGAAUUUUUAAAUAGAGGAGAUGGUUUCGCAUCUCCGAGGCUUAAAGAUCAUCCUUACAAAGAUAGAGAAGAAAUUAAACAUUACUACAAUUUAAUGAUAGCGUACAUGAGACUGUUAUAUCAGGUAUGUCGCUUAGUUCAUGCAGACUUGAGUGAGUAUAAUAGUAUUGUACAUGAGGAUAAGCUUUAUAUUAUUGAUGUUUCGCAAUCCGUACAACCAGAACAUCCUAUGUCUCUAGAUUUCCUAAGAAUGGAUAUUAAGAAUGUUAACUCAUAUUUCCAAAAAUUGGGAAUUGACAUUUUCCCUGAACGGGUGAUCUUCCAGUUCAUCAUCAGUGAGGUCUUAGACAAAUUCAAGGGUGAUUACAGAUCAAGCGAUGAUCUAGAAACAUAUGUUGCCGACAAUUUACCUCUAAAGUUGACUGAUGAAGACGAAGCUGAAGAUGAAGUGUUCAGAUCUUUACAUUUGAUAAGAAAUUUGGGUGGUUUAGAGGAAAGAGAUUUUGAUAGAUUCACUGAUGGUAAAUUUGACCUACUGAAAUCAUUAAUUGCUAAUGAAAACAGGAAAUAUUCCGAAAAUUUCACAGCAUCGGAGCAAUAUGAACUCUCUUCUUCUGAUGACGAGGAAGAUGACGUAGAUGGUGAUGAUCUCCCUAACCUCGUAACGGAUAUCAAUGAAGAUGACAUAGCUGGAUCAGAUGAAGAUGAUGAUAGUGAUGAAACUAACGAUAGUUCUGAUGGUGAUGGAUGGGUCUCCGAUAAAGACACUCCACUGAAAGGAAAAAAGUACGAAGAUAAAGAUGCUAAAAAACAACGUAAGCAAGAAACAAAAGAGGCCAAACGUGAAAAGAGGAAGACCAAAGUAAAAAAACACGUUAAGAAAAAGCUCAUUAACAAGACGAAAAGCAAGAAAUGA
Molecule: messenger RNA, 1581 nt
Organism: Kluyveromyces lactis
Lineage: Eukaryota; Fungi; Ascomycota; Saccharomycetes; Saccharomycetales; Saccharomycetaceae
Gene: RIO1
Product: protein kinase RIO1
Exons: 1
Coding region: 1-1581 (526 amino acids)
Biological process (GO): maturation of SSU-rRNA
Cellular component (GO): cytosol; preribosome, small subunit precursor
Molecular function (GO): ATP binding; protein serine/threonine kinase activity
Source: RefSeq, a predicted model, not a curated record